Dissoconium aciculare CBS 342.82 is the source of this 1974-nucleotide messenger RNA. RefSeq lists its product as uncharacterized. The record is from RefSeq and is a predicted model, not a curated record. Bases 1 to 1974 code for a protein of 657 amino acids. The transcript has a single exon. NCBI's taxonomy places the organism in Eukaryota, Fungi, Ascomycota, Dothideomycetes, Mycosphaerellales, Dissoconiaceae.
AUGAGACGACUCUAUUUAGUAGACGACGGAAUUGACAACGAAGCACGCAAGGCAGAAGGAGCAGGCGAAGAGAUUCGAACUCCACUAGCAGCAUUGACCACAACUCACUCUUUCAGUGAUCGUCGUCGUCAUCAUCGCGACAAAAAUGAGCGACAAGCCUCACAGCCGAGUAGCAAAGAUGUCACUUGGUCUCGAACAACAGUACAUCUCGAGGAAGCUGAGACUGGACGAAUGAGUACCGACUGUGGUAAUGAACUGGGGCGCGAAAUCCUGGGUUAUGCUCUCCCGCCACACUCUAAUGUCCUGGAUGAUCCGCUGUCUGUGAUUGCGCUCACAAUGUCAGUGGCGGCGAAGCCAAUCCGCACGCCAACUCAUGAUGAGCACGCUACACCUCGCACAUCCUCUAGUCGCAGUAAACAGCGGCAGCAUCACUAUAGUGAGUCUCAUCAGCGUCAUCAACGUCGACGUUCCUCCUCCUGGGCUGCCGGGGCAACUGCUAUCUCUCCCACUGUUGGCAAAGAUACUGUCAUCGUCAGUGGCGCAGCUCGCUUCGGACUCUCGGAGCUCAACCUCGGACUCGCGCGAGUGGAACGUCUCCCCGAUGAACUCAAGACCGGAGACAGCCUGACCUCUGCUACCUCUUCGUCGUCCAUCUUUUCCUCAGACUCGUCGGAAUACUUUUCCAUGACGAGUGAUGAUUCAAGCUUCGACCACGACGACAGUAGCGAUGAAGAUGAUAAAUCUGAACAACAAAGAAAGGUUUUGAGGGACCGAGUAGAGCCCAAAGUUCUUAUCUCUUCAAUAAUCCCUGUUGGUGCCGCUGCUAGUGCCACCACAAGUAAUAACAGCACUAGUAUCAAAGGACGCCAAUCCACCGGCUGCGUCCUCGUCGCUCACCACCUCAACAGCGAUGACAGCAGCAGCAAGUCCCACAAUGUCGACCACAACAACCUCUCAUUACUGUCAAAAGGGAGGUCGAAAGCAACAACCACAGAAUCGACGACGACCGCAGCCCCAUCAAAUCCUGACACAACAGUGAUCGACAUGCUCACGCUGAUCUCUCACCUGAGCGGCGACUUCAGUCAAUCUCGCCCCAGUCCUCCCUCCCUCCGCGAUAAAAUCGAUGACGAUGAACUGGAUGGCCUCCUUGGUUUACAACGUGCAAAAUCUCGGCAAAAACGCCACCGAUCACGUACAAAGGUCGAGGACGAUAUGCCAUCCAGACCCAUCAAUGCCACCAGUCGCAAACUUGCCUCGCUCCUCGGUCCUGACUUCCAUGCUAGUCCAGCGUCAGCAGCAGCAGCAGCUUCGAGUUCCUCGCCUAGGCUAUUCUUGAAGAGAUCGCUAGUUUCUUUAAGAGGGGGAGGAAACGGAGCAGCAGAGAGGGCAUCAAACUCAUCUGUUAAUUCGGUGACAUCUUCAGCCUCGACAGACUCGAAGCGCACUGCAAACUUGGCAUCGAAUUCCUCGUCGCGGUCACGGCGAAUACAGAGGGAGGUUUCGGUGAGGCAGGGCCCUUCAUCUUCGACAGCGGGAAAGCGCAGCGGCCAUGGAAACGUCGAGGUUCACAUUGGCUACAACGAUGCCGGCGAGGACAAUGACACUUACGAAAGCGACGGAGAGGACGCCUGCUGUCCGCCAAAUAUUCCCCUUGCGCCAAAUCAAAUGCGGCAUGAUCUUCCUACCCAACUCAGCCAUUCGUCGUCAUGGUCGUCGUCGUAUCAAGCCUUCUCAAAACCAUCAUCGUAUCUACCAUCAUCAUCAUCGCCAUCAUCAACAUAUUUGUCGUCGGCAUCAUCACCAGCAAUGGCGGCCUUCAAGACGACAGCGUCGAAAUCGACGAGGAGGUCACCAAAUAAAGAUCCGGGUUCACUUGAGCAGUCAGCGCCGAGAUGGGGUUCAUUAUUGAGUGGGACGUCAUCUAUGUCGUCGUCGAAACAAGCCUUUUUUGUGGACGGCAGUAGUUUGAGGUGA